Pungitius pungitius (ninespine stickleback) is the source of this 1686-nucleotide messenger RNA. RefSeq names its product CD302 molecule (gene cd302). The transcript has 5 exons. Gene Ontology annotation, molecular function: signaling receptor activity. Lineage: Eukaryota; Metazoa; Chordata; Actinopteri; Perciformes; Gasterosteidae. The record is from RefSeq and is a predicted model, not a curated record. The coding region runs from base 113 to 847 and encodes 244 amino acids.
GCGAGCGCGUGGGUGGGAUCUCGCUCCUGUUGCUGCUGCAGACAGUCGAGUCGAGCAACAGGGAGAAAGCUAACGUUAGUUUGGUGGCACACGGUCGCUCGUCUCAGCCGCCAUGGACCCCCUUCGGCUCCUGGGCUGCGGCCUGUUGUUGUGUGUUCAGCUGCACAUCGGUGUGACGGGAGACUGCCCCGCUGAUGGACGCACCUGGGUGCCAUUUGGAAACGGGUGUUACUACUUUGUCCACGGGUCAGAAGACAAAAUCAAAAGCUACACCUUUGAGAGAGCGAAAUCUCUCUGCCAAGGAUUUGAGCUUUUGAGCAUCCAGAGCGCUGAGGAAAAUGACUUUGUUGUCAAAUAUAGCCCAGAGGUGUGGAAAAACAAUGUCAACAUUUGGCUGGGGAUGUAUUUCGACACAAACAGUGACGGCAUGCGGUGGUUCGGCGAGCGGCCGGUAGGAUUCCGGAACUGGGAGGGCGGCUCUUCCCCCCCGGACCUCGUGCCCUUGGAUACGUGCGUAGCGCUGCACAGCAACACGGGGAAGUGGGAAAAUGUCAGCUGCGUGGACCAGACGGAGAACGGAGUGGUCUGUGAGACGGAUCAGAUAGUGACCUUCCUCCGUGAACCGUUCCUUUGUUCUCCUCAAGGAUCGAGCCUGCUGCUGUCCGCCCUGGUCAUCGUCAGCGUGGUGGUUAUCAUGGGAGUCUCGGCAGUUAUUUGGUUCGUGCACCAGAAGAAGAGCCCCGGCUCCACGAUGCUCACGGCGUUUGAGUACCACCCUCCGUUCCGGGUCCUGGACGAGGACCGCUCCUGCCUGGUGGAGGCGGAGGAGACGGACAGCGCGCCAUAGGGGGAGUUGCAUCGCUCCUCCGGGGGAGGCGCCGGGCGCCCCUCGCUGGGUGGGUGCUCGGCCAUAUUCCAGCUCUGAAAAACACUGUAGUCGUUUUUUUUGGGGUUAGCGCAUGUCGACGAGUGAUUGGGGUGCGAUUGUAAGAAAGCUGAGUGCAGGCUUACUUUCACUAAUACUAGCCAUUAAGGCACAUAAACACCUCACAGCUUUGUUUCAAAUGCACUCAGAAUCAUCUGUAUGGCUUUCAGAUUUGUGCAUCAGCAACCGGGUCCACGUGUGACCGUCCACUUAAUAACUUGCAUGAAUAAAAGCAACUUGCUGUUGCACAUUUUUUUUUUAAAAGAUCAAAAUAAUAAAUCUUAUUAUAAAUGCUCAGUGUUCAUUUUUAGUGUCGCACUAUCACAAACCUGGAGACUAACAAGAGGGAGAAUGAUAUAAGAAUGUUCAAUUGAUGCAGAAAAGACUGAGACGCACCUGACGUUCAGUCCCCAAAAAUGCUGGGUUCUACAUUUCACAUCAUGCAACCAAUCCCGUGUUUCCGGUAGACCCUGACUGACCAGUGGAGUGGCUCCUUUUUUUUUUUUUUUAAGCAGUAUUCAAAGACACAAGGACGCCAAAUGGCUAUUAAGGGCACAUGCGUGUAAAUAGUUGCCAGCUGUAGUUUGAGACGUUGUCUCGUUACUCCACACGUGUAAAAGUUGCCAGCGAGAUGUAUUUGCACAAUGCGUAAAACAGAUUAUUUUCCAGGUCAAAUGUAUUUUGGAAUGAACUGCUGUUCUAAAUCAAUACUGCCAGAGAACGUAAGGGCUAUUUUCCUUACUUUCUGUCCUGAGCUUUUU